Molecule: messenger RNA, 835 nt
Organism: Aspergillus campestris IBT 28561
Lineage: Eukaryota; Fungi; Ascomycota; Eurotiomycetes; Eurotiales; Aspergillaceae
Exons: 2
Coding region: 142-717 (191 amino acids)
Source: RefSeq, a predicted model, not a curated record
AUCAAGUCAACCAAUCAAGAAUGCAUCCAAUUCUAUGUUGUUUCGUUUGCUGAUAAGAUAAUACCAGGGCAUAGAUAUAGUCUCCUUCCUUUUUUAAACUGAAAGAUCAUUCAUAGGUUGAACAUCGAUCACCGAUGCGACAUGGCUGAUUGCGCUCGUGUUGGGGCUGGUGUUGGCGGAGGUGCCGACAAUACCGGUGCAUGUCACGGGAAAAAGCGGCCAGCAAAGGACGACCCGGAUGGUGACCAACCUCUUGCCAAAAGACUCAGCCGUUUACACUUAGAUCCUACAAACCAGAAAGUUUCCAAUCAGAAUGACGCUGCUCUUCCGCCCUCUCAGUCAAGACCGACCGAUAUGAUGAUGCUAGAUGAUACAGAGCACACCGUCUACAUCCAUGACUUGGACCGUGAAUUGGCAGAGAUCGAGUCGUCUGAGGACCCCUCUAUCUUUCUUCCAGGCCUCGGGGAAAAGUUAGCAGUAUUCCCAAAGUCGCUCGUUGCCCAGAGCAAUCCAAAGUGCCAGGCACUGGUGCUUUAUCAACAACCUACAUCACCGUCAAUGCCAAGGGACAAGGGCAAUGCCGGGAAGGCCUUGGCCGAAACUCGAGAGCGAGCACGCAGUCUAUAUAACGCUUCAUCUCUGGAUGAGUCACAACAAGCUCACUUGAGCCAUCGACAAUGUGAGCAGGAGGGUAUGGAUGUGGAUGAUGAUCCUUAGCAAUGUAUAAAUAUGGUGAGGUGUUGAAUAUAUAGUUAUUAAUGUAUAAUGCCCACAAUUCCUUCAAAUUACUCUUGACAAUCUGUUAUGAGGGGUUUGAAACUUGGCAUGUUUGAAG